Messenger RNA from Vicugna pacos (alpaca), 3154 nucleotides. It is a transcript of the gene IHO1, whose product is annotated as interactor of HORMAD1 1. The record is from RefSeq and is a predicted model, not a curated record. Gene Ontology annotation, cellular component: condensed nuclear chromosome. Gene Ontology annotation, biological process: meiotic DNA double-strand break formation; DNA recombination; homologous chromosome pairing at meiosis. NCBI's taxonomy places the organism in Eukaryota, Metazoa, Chordata, Mammalia, Artiodactyla, Camelidae.
CAUAUAAUAGUCACCAGUAAUCUUUGGGAAAAAAUUAUGCUAUAUUAACCUUUUAAGUUAAUGUUCUCUUCUUUUUAAAAGGAAAAAUUUUAAGACAUGAAUUUUAAUGUCUGGAAUAUCAAAGAGAUGCUCAGUAUUCCCUCAGGCACUGGGACCACUAAGUCAUCUAACUGGAAUAAUAAUCAGACUGAUUACUCCAGUCUCAGUGAUUCCCAGUUCCUUUUUGGAUCCCAGUUCUGUCCAGAAAGUUCAGAGACCCUGUCAACACCCUUGGACUGUGGUGUCAACUUGAGACAUCCGAAACAGUCACAACAAAAUUCUCUGGAUAGUGAACCUAGUAUUUUCACAAAGUACCAAACAAAACCCCAGCUGUUUGGAGGAGAUUCAAAAGAUGGAGACUUAUUUCCUCUUCCUUUGUCAGUUGGAAAAUCAAAAGGCCUCCUGGAACAGUUUGAGGAGAAAAAGAAAAGUGCAAAAGACAAAUGUGACAGUGAGACUCUAUACAACUUCAUUUCCCAUAUCAGAGAAGGCAUUCACAGGUUACAGACAUCUGUGGAAAAAUCUGAGGAACAUCUCAGUUCAAGAAGCCAAUCUAUUUUGGAUUCUUUGGAGACUGUGGCCAAGACAAUGCAGGAGACCACGCAGGCCCAGAGUGACCUGGUGUUGCAAACAGUGCAGGACAAGGGCAACAUGGAGCAGCAGGCCAUUCUUGAGCUGCAAAAGAGGUUUGAAGCUAAACAAGCAGAGUUUAUAGAAAUGAAGUCCAACCUGCAGCGCCUUGAAGCUUUAGUUGCCCAGCAGAGUAAGGACUUCCAGCAGCUGUGUGAGCAGCUAAGCCAGCUGAAUAUGCCCAGUGUCCUAGCAGAGCUAAAGAGGCUGAUCUCCGUCCCUCAGAGACCCCGGCAUGUGAAAGACAGCACUUCCCAGACCUCCCCACCUCUGGCUCAGAGCCUCAGUUUCACCAGGCAGGACAAAUAUGCCUCUAAGGAACCAGUUACAUGGCAGGCCCAGGCCCUCCCUGCUGCAAGCAACCUUAGUGUGGGCUCCCCGAGGCCGGGGGAAUUUGGUGUCUGGGGUGAGGGAACACAGAGUGAUGCUCUCCAAGAAGAGGCUGCACGGCCGGCACUUGGAACUGGCAAACAAAACAGGCAAAUAAAGGACAAGGCAGUGCAGACUAACUGCCAGAAUUGGGCUAUUGCUAAAACAGGCUCCGAGAACCAAGGCUCUGGCAUCCUGAGCCACACAGUUCCUGGUGACAGGGACCUGGUUUCCCAAGGAGCCUCGCAGCUUAUAUUCCUGGACUUGAACAAUUUUGCAGCCAACAUUAAGAACACCUGCCAGAAAUGUCAAGCCAAAGGCAUGUUUUCUUGUGACCCUUGUGAACAAAUAAUGGUGACUGAACAGAAAGGCAGAACUGUAGAAAGAGGGAGGAGAGGCAAGAAGCAGCAGCCCAGGAAAGCCCCCAGAGGCAGGCGCCUAGCCAGGAAGCAAGAACAAACCCCCAGCAAAACCUGUGCUUCCAAUUCUAAAUAUUCUCAGCCUCCAGUUUCUGACCCACAGAGGCCCCUCCCUGGGCAGCAGGAACCCCUUACUCAGCCUCUGCAUCUUCAGGGCCUCCGGAGCCCCACAAAGCCAGUCUGUCCUGCUCUGGGAGGAAGAGUCAUGCCCAGUAAGACAGCAAGGGCAGUGCCAGGGAACCUCUUGCAGCUCAGCGGGCACUCUUCCCAAGACAACAGUUUGCUUUCUCACAGUUCCCAGGGGGACCACCAGAUAAGCUGGUUCAGCGACCUCAGCCUCAGAAAAGAGCCCCCUCUCUGGAAGGAGCCAGGGAAGAACAUGCUCUAUGACCUGGGUUUUGAUAGCAGCGAUGAUGGCUUCUGACCAGCCCGUAGUGACUUCAGCUGAUGACUUAUUGGUCUCAGCUAGAAAAAUACCCCAGAACACUUUGGAAAGUCCCUGAAGCCUGCCUGGGACUCUCAGGGUCAGAGGCUGUGCUUGUGGGUGGGCAAUGCAGAGAUGGGGAGCAGAUCUGGCAUUCUGGGUGCCAGGUGCUGCCCAUGACAGCGCAUAUGGGAUAAAUGCAUCUUUAUUAAUGGGAAUAAAACAUGGAAGAUGGUGGUGGUGAGAGCUGGGGCAACAGCCCGGGUGUGGGGCAUCGGGAGAGGGUGCCGCCUUUGGUAGGAGGACUGCCUUCCCUAUCGAAUAUCCAGCAGCAGAAGGGCUCUCACAAAGCUGUUGCUGUGGCAGCUUGACUCCCAAACACAACAUUUUUGGACUUCAAAACAUUUCCUUCACAUGACCAAUAUCUUUCCGGGCCUCAGGACUUAAAAAAAAUAUAUUAUAUAAAAAUUGUUAUUUUUGCUGCCACAGCAUGUGCAUUUUUUGGUCAAUGGACAUAUUAUAGGACAUAUUAAGUCAGAAUUCUUGUGAAUAGAGAAAUAGUGUUAAAGCUGCCAGUAUAAGAGAGGUGACCUGAAUCAAACAAUGCCCAGAGCAGCACUCUUUACAGCCACACAGUUCGAUUUCUCUUCCUGGCUGUUUUCCCCUGUCCUGUUUUCAACCACUCUUUCAAACCUAAUGAGGGCAGCUGUGGGCCCUGUAUCAUUUCUGGAGAGCAGUGGGCUUAUAUGAGACUUGGGCUUUCCAUUUAUAGCUUGCUAAAGUUUUUGAAUUUUUGCAAUAUAUAUUUCUUUUGUAAUAUAAAAUAAAUCAAAAAAUAAAGAUAAAAUGUUUAAAAUCAUAUAUGCUUUUUCUUUUAAGUUGAUUGAUCUCCCAUCCAUUUACUCAAGGAGAUCAAAUAGAUAAGAUGCUUACUAUCUUUUUAUUCCCUACACUUUUUUUCCCUACACUUCUAACAAGAUGAUUUUGAAUAAACCACACCCUACUCAAACUGAUUUUUUUGUUUUCUUCUUUUUCUUAUGAAAGUAAAAAUCCUCAUGGAUAGACAGCUUCCAGAAUUUGCCCUUUUACAAGCCUCUACAGUAAAUGACACUGGGGCCUCUGAGUGGACCAUUAUAAAAAGUAGUGGUUCUUGAUUUCUUAUUUUUAUAUUCUUUAUUUUCAGGGGUAUGUAUCCCACAAAAAUCUGGGAGAGUUUAAUUUGCCUGCAAGAACUUUGGCAGGGGUACCAGGCACCAGCAUAAGUGGUUUUCAC